Mirounga angustirostris (Northern elephant seal) is the source of this 4336-nucleotide messenger RNA. It is a transcript of the gene STAU1, whose product is annotated as staufen double-stranded RNA binding protein 1. Bases 817 to 2871 code for a protein of 684 amino acids. Gene Ontology annotation, biological process: anterograde dendritic transport of messenger ribonucleoprotein complex; germ cell development; intracellular mRNA localization. The record is from RefSeq and is a predicted model, not a curated record. The transcript is spliced from 20 exons. NCBI's taxonomy places the organism in Eukaryota, Metazoa, Chordata, Mammalia, Carnivora, Phocidae. Gene Ontology annotation, cellular component: neuronal cell body; plasma membrane; cytoplasmic stress granule. Gene Ontology annotation, molecular function: double-stranded RNA binding; mRNA binding.
ACGGAGUCCGCGGCCGGCUGGGCUUCGGUGAAUUCCUUUGUCUUGGUCGCUGGCCGCGGCGUGCGGCGUGCGCCGUGCGGAGGAGGUGCGCUGGCGGAGCUCUGUGUCUGUGCAUUUGCGGACAGAAAGUUGUGGAAGAAAUGGCAAUAAACGCCAGCGGUUACAGAGCCAGCGCAGCCCAGCAGCAAGAGUGGUGCCACCAAGCUCCUUCCCCAUGACUCCACUCAGCAUCUCAGCAUCCAGCUGCCAGAGCUUUGAAAUGUGUCUCACCAGCUUCACUCUACCUGUUCAGAGCACCAGCAACAGCUGAGUGGUGCUGCCUCCUCCACCACAGUUGGAGUCCCGGCCCCACGAGAACUUCCUCUGGGUUCAGAGACACCAGCAGGCCACUUUCUCAGAAAGAAAGUGAGUGGAGCAUGAAGGAGAAAACCAUGAAAAAGGAACUCACGGAAUCCAAGAAACAGGAGAUCCAGCCCAGGAAAGAGGCAAGAGAAGGUGCCGCCGCAGCAGCUGCCCAGCAGGCCUGGAGAGGAAUCAGUCCCAACCAAAGCAGAAGAACAGAGAACUGCAAGGUAAACUCUACACUCAUUGUCGGGCUUACAUUCAUGACCCAGAGAUCAAGAGUCGCAUGCUCUACUGAGUGAGCCAGCCAGGAGCCCAGGAGUUUCCUAAUCACAUAACCUCUCAGAACUGAACCAAAACAGCAUUAUUCCCGGAGCACCUCUUUUUAAGGUAGAACUUUAGACUUCAUAGCACUGAAUUAACCUGCACUGAAAGCUGUUUACCUGCAGUUGUUCACUUUUGUUGAAAGUGACCAUGUCUCAAGUUCAAGUGCAAGUUCAGAACCCAUCUGCUGCUCUCUCAGGGAGCCAAAUACUGAACAAGAACCAGUCUCUUCUCUCCCAGCCUUUGAUGAGUAUUCCUUCUACUACUAGCUCUCUGCCCUCUGAAAAUGCAGGUAGACCUAUUCAAAACUCUGCUUUACCCUCUGCAUCUCUUACACCCACCAGUGCAGCUGCAGUUCCUUCUAGCAUGGCACACCCCAAAGAGAAAACCCCAAUGUGUCUUGUGAAUGAGUUAGCCCGUUUCAACAAGAUUCAGCCUGAGUAUAAGCUUUUGCGUGAGCAAGGUCCAGCUCACUGUAAGGUGUUUACAGUACAGCUAACACUUGGAGAUCAGCACUGGGAAGCUGAAGGAACUAGUAUUAAAAAAGCCCAGCACACAGCUGCUGCCAAAGCUUUGGAAGGAACAAAAUUUCCUAAACCCAUAGUCCGCCCUUUUCGUAGCGAAGGAAGGAAUCCAGAAAGCAUAACCCCUACUGUAGAACUAAAUGCACUGUGCAUGAAACUUGGAAAAAAACCAAUGUAUAAGCCUGUCGACCCUUACUCUCGGAUGCAGUCCACCUAUAACUACAACAUGAGAGGAGGUGCUUAUCCCCCAAGGUACUUUUACCCAUUUCCAGUACCACCUUUACUUUAUCAAGUUGAGCUUUCUGUGGGAGGACAGCAGUUUAAUGGGAAAGGCAAGACGAGGCAGGCUGCGAAACACGACGCUGCUGCGAAAGCUUUGAGGACCCUGCAGAGUGAGCCCCCACCCGAGAGGCCGGAGGGGAGGCGGCCAGGCGAGCAGGUGAAUGGAAGAGAAUCAGAAGAAGAAAAUCUCAAUAAAUCGGAAAUCAGUCAAGUGUUUGAGAUUGCACUUAAACGGAACUUGCCUGUGAAUUUUGAGUCUUUCCCUCUGAAACAGGUUGCCCGGGAGAGCGGCCCCCCCCAUAUGAAGAGCUUUGUGACCAAGGUGUCAGUUGGGGAGUUUGUUGGGGAAGGUGAAGGGAAGAGCAAGAAGAUUUCAAAGAAAAACGCUGCUAUCGCUGUCCUCGAGGAGCUAAAGAAGCUACCACCCCUGCCUACGGUCGAGCGAGUGAAGCCCAGAAUCAAAAAGAAAACAAAAUCCAUAGUCAGGCUACAGAGCAGCACAGACUGCGGCCAGGGGAUGAACCCGAUCAGCAGACUGGCCCAGAUCCAGCAGGCGAAAAAGGAGAAGGAGCCAGAGUACAUGCUCCUCACAGAGCGAGGCCUCCCGCGCCGCAGAGAGUUUGUGAUGCAGGUGAAGGUGGGAAACCAUACCGCAGAAGGAACAGGCACCAACAAGAAGGUGGCCAAACGCAACGCAGCUGAGAACAUGUUGGAGAUCCUUGGUUUCAAAGUCCCACAGGCUCAGCCCACCAAACCAGCCCUCAAAUCAGAGGAGAAGACACCAAUAAAAAAACCAGGGGAUGGAAGAAAAGUAACCUUUUUUGAACCUGGCUCUGGGGAUGAAAAUGGGACUAGCAAUAAAGAGGAUGAGUUUAGGAUGCCUUAUCUUAGUCAUCAGCAGCUGCCCGCGGGGAUUCUUCCCAUGGUGCCCGAGGUUGCCCAGGCCGUAGGAGUCAGUCAAGGACACCACACCAAAGAUUUCACCAGGGCAGCUCCGAAUCCGGCCAAGGCCACGGUAACUGCCAUGAUAGCCCGUGAGUUGUUGUAUGGGGGCACCUCGCCCACAGCCGAGACCAUUUUAAAGAAUAACAUCUCUUCAGGCCACGUACCCCAUGGACCUCUUACAAGACCCUCUGAGCAGCUGGACUAUCUUUCCAGAGUCCAGGGAUUCCAGGUUGAAUACAAAGACUUCCCCAAAAACAACAAGAACGAGUUUGUAUCUCUUAUCAAUUGCUCCUCUCAGCCACCUCUGAUCAGCCAUGGUAUUGGAAAGGAUGUGGAGUCCUGCCAUGACAUGGCUGCACUGAACAUCUUAAAGCUGCUCUCUGAGUUGGACCAACCGAGUACAGAGAUGCCAAGAACAGGAAAUGGACCAAUGUCUGUGUGUGGGAGGUGCUGAACCUUUUCUGGCCACGAACCGUUGUGAAACCCCGACGCGUAUACUGAAAAUACUGAAACUGCUUUGAGAAUUUGGAAGUCCUGAUACCUCCAGUGGGCCGAGCGACGUGCUGGGUAAAGAACCAGAGGCGGCAGUGGUGACGAAGAUGGGAACACAAGGAGGCGGCCGUGGCUGCGCUCGCGGGUGCUGUUCUGUCCCCACAUACAGGCAGCUGCUGUGGCCCCGGACCCCUCGGUGCUUGUGUUGGGGCUGUGUGAAGGAAACCGGGAACAGAGCACGACCCUUUCUCAGUGGCUCACUCAAGCCCUUGGGACACACCCUGGACACCCACGCCGGGGAGCGGGGCCGUACACCAGCCCCAGGGCCGAAAGCACCAGAGAAAAUCACAUGCUUCCUCCUCAGCGCCAGCUAACCAUUCUCGCGUGCUCCGGCCCCCGCCUCCGUGGCGCCCACUCUCUCCUCACCACUGCUUUCUCUCCCGAAAGAGAUUACAUAUUCUUAGUUUUAUUAUUUUCUUUUGACUGAAAUGACACUAUAUACAUUUUCAUCUGAGAGUUUCUCAAUUGUAUCUAGUUACAUAGCACAGUUUAGAAACUUGUCUGAGACUGACUUCAGUAAUCUAAUCAGCAAAGAUCAUAUCCAUGUGUAUGUGGUUAUACGUCUUGACUUUACUGGACUAACCCAGGACCAUUUCGGUGACGCAAACUGUGUGGCCUCCGGUUUAGCUGAAACGGUCCUGGGCUUCUCAGAGUCCUUGAUGAAGUCUCCCACGGUUGUAUAAACUGGACAGUUUAGGAAUUUUAAACUUCAAUGAUCAUUUGGUUCUUUUUCUAUUUUACUUUUGUUAAUGCAACAGGACUUAAACAAAUGAACUUGGAUCUUUGUUUUAAAGAUUAUUAAAAAAAAAUUGUGUGUACAUACACCUGGCUCUUGAAGACACGUAGCUUUCACUACACUACAGGAUAUGGUCUCCACGUAGUACACACAGACCCGCAGGGGGAUUUCCUUGAGUGCUUUGUACUGUUGAUUACAUCUCCAUGUAGGGCUGAAAAGAAUGACCCGUGUUUAUCUCUGAAACCGUGUUGCUUUUGAUGUUGUGUUACUGGGCACAGAAGCGUGUGCAGUUUAAGGUCCUGCAUAUGGUCCCGAUGAAAAGCACCGUAGCCUUGCGAGUUAAGUACCGCUUCGAUCCAUUGUUUACGCUGGAAUUUUUUCUCCCCAUGGAAUGUAAGUAAAACUUAGUGUUUGUCACCAAUAAAUGGUAAUACUAAAUUUUUUUUUGUUAAUUUAUUCUCAAAUGCCACUACUGCUAGGUUGGUCCCCUCCCAACCGGCCUCCUACCCUUUUUUUUAAGAAAGAAAAAAAAAAACUCUUUGUAAUGCUUGUGACUUCUGUUCGGGCAAAAUUCUGAAGAUCUGAAAUAACUUUAUAUCAAACCAUUGAUCAAUAAACAGAUACUAAUGAA